This is a messenger RNA of Paramecium tetraurelia, 1512 nucleotides long. RefSeq lists its product as uncharacterized. The transcript has 10 exons. NCBI's taxonomy places the organism in Eukaryota, Ciliophora, Oligohymenophorea, Peniculida, Parameciidae. The record is from RefSeq and is a predicted model, not a curated record.
AUGACUCAUUAAUUAUCAAACAUAGAAAAAAUAAAAUAGUAACUUCAUCUUUAACAUUAAGUUAAAGAGAUACUUGCAAAAGAAUAUGUAGAUUUACAAGACAAAGAGCAUUUUGAAGUAAUUGUUGGAGUUUUGGAGAAACCCAAAAAGUUGAGAAAUGCAAACGAUUUAUAAUUGUUAGCAAUGGCCUUCUCAUCAAUUAAAUAUUUUUAAGAGAUGAGCAAGACCACCAGUUAGGAUGAAAUGCUUAAUUUAUUUAGAGAAUUGCAAUAUAUAGAAGUACCUGCCAGAAGAACUUUAUUUCGUUUGGGAGAUAUAGGAAAGAACUUCUAUAUAAUUUUGAGCGGUUCAGUCUGGGUGUUGGUUGCCAGAUCCGGUUUAUAAAGUGGUACAUUCUCAAAAAAGGAUGAGAACAAUAAAGAUAAAAUCGAUAUAGAUGAAGGAACCUUUUAAGAUGAAAAUGAAUUCAUCGAAUUGGAUGAUGAAAGUAUGCUUGUUUAAAAAUAUCCAAAUUUAAUGAAAGUUGGUUAAAUAGCUGCAGGAGGCAGUUUUGGUGAAAUAGCUCUUACUAACUUUAUCCCAAGACAAGCUACCAUCGUUUGCAAGGAGAAUUCCCAAUUCAUCACUUUAUCAAGGGAAGCCUUUAAUAAAUUUCUAUCUGAAUAUUACAAUCGAAUUCAAUAGAAGAAUUUUGAGUUUCUCAAAUCAAUUCAGAUAUUCAAGGCAUGGAAUGAUGCAGAAUUAAGUUAAAUGUAAUAUCAUCUUCAGCCUUUGGAAUAUUGUUACGACACACUGAUAUUUAAGGAAGGAGAAAUAGUCAAGGGAGUCUAUUUUGUGUUAGAAGGUUAGAUCGAAAUAACUUAGAAUGCCAAAAAUGAUAAUCACUUUGAUUAACCAUUCGGUCGAAGAUUGCAAAGAUCAUAUAGCCAAAAGAACAUUCAAAUAAAAUUAAAUAGGUGUGGAUAUGGAUAAUUAUUCGGAUACUUAGAAAUAGUCUCUAAUUAAGAAUUUCGAUAAUCAAAAGCUGUGUGUUUAACAGAAAAAUCCAAAAUGCUAUUCUUGCCAGCAGAUAGGUUUAAAUUAUACUGUUGCAAUGGAUCAACCUUGUCAGAGUUGAACAAAAUGAUUGAAAAGUUAGAUGAAAACAAGAGAAUAUCUAAGGAAAUAUUCUUAGGUAAUUCAAAUCACCAUUCAAGUGGAUUUGAUUUCUUAACUUAAUCACCUAGCUAUUUGAUUAAAACAUAGGAUGAAGAUGAUAAAUUUGCAUAAGUUAAUUUAACCUAAUAGAAUCGUUAAUCAUCUCAUAAAAUGAAUCAUUCACAAAAAAAUACUGAAAGGAAGCCUCAAAAAGUUGUUUAGGAGAUUUUAGUUACUAUGAAUUUAUUUCAUCACAUUCAAAAGAGAAGAAACAAGAACUUACUUUUGAAUGUCCACUUAUUGAGAUUCAAUAAAGUAGAAAAGCAAAGAUACUAUAAUAAUAAUUAUAGCAUUAAUAAUAAACUCAAAAUUUGA